Molecule: messenger RNA, 2271 nt
Organism: Alligator mississippiensis (American alligator)
Lineage: Eukaryota; Metazoa; Chordata; Crocodylia; Alligatoridae
Gene: SNW1
Product: SNW domain containing 1
Exons: 14
Coding region: 254-1705 (483 amino acids)
Biological process (GO): mRNA splicing, via spliceosome
Cellular component (GO): spliceosomal complex
Source: RefSeq, a predicted model, not a curated record
CCCCAGAGUUUGGGAUCUUCUGCUUCUGUCCAGAAGGAAGAGGGCACUAGUGCUAUGGAAGGGGGAAGCCCUCCUUGGGCCUAGUGCUUUGCACCACACAUAAUUAGGUUUUUUGCCAGCUCCAACUCAGCUGUCUCAGGACCAGCUAGAAUUAGAAGAAAGAGCAAGAGCUCAGCGAUCAAGACAAACAGCACUGGUUUCAUCACGCAGAGAACCGCCUCCAUAUGGUUAUCGGAAAGGAUGGAUACCACGAAUGCUGGAGGAUUUUGGAGAUGGAGGGGCUUUUCCAGAAAUCCACGUGGCCCAGUACCCAUUGGAUAUGGGCCGAAAGAAGAAAAUGUCCAAUGCUUUGGCAGUUCAAGUGGAUGCAGAAGGAAAAAUAAAAUAUGAUGCGAUAGCUCGACAAGGACAGUCAAAGGACAAGGUAAUUUACAGCAAAUAUACAGACCUGGUACCAAAAGAGGUUAUGAAUGUGGAUGACCCUGAACUGCAAAGACCUGAUGAGGAAGCGAUUAAAGAGAUAACUGAGAAAACAAGAGCAGCUCUGGAGAAAUCGGUCUCCCAGAAAGUUGCUGCAGCUAUGCCUGUCCGAGCUGCUGACAAACUAGCUCCUGCUCAGUACAUCAGGUACACACCAUCUCAGCAGGGUGUUGCCUUCAACUCUGGAGCAAAACAGAGGGUUAUUCGAAUGGUAGAGAUGCAGAAGGACCCCAUGGAGCCCCCAAGAUUCAAGAUUAACAAGAAAAUUCCCCGUGGGCCACCUUCUCCUCCAGCUCCCGUAAUGCACUCUCCCAGCAGAAAGAUGACCGUGAAGGAGCAACAAGAGUGGAAAAUUCCUCCGUGCAUUUCAAACUGGAAAAAUGCAAAGGGUUACACCAUUCCAUUAGACAAGCGUCUGGCUGCGGAUGGCAGAGGACUGCAGACUGUUCAUAUUAAUGAAAACUUCGCCAAGCUGGCUGAGGCUCUCUACAUUGCUGACAGAAAGGCUCGUGAGGCUGUGGAGAUGCGUGCCCAGGUGGAGAGAAAAAUGGCUCAAAAAGAAAAAGAAAAGCAUGAGGAAAAGCUCCGAGAGAUGGCCCAGAAAGCUAGGGAAAGGAGAGCAGGGAUCAAAACCCAUGUGGAGAAAGAGGAUGGAGAAGCUAGAGAGAGAGAUGAAAUCAGACAUGACCGGCGCAAAGAGAGACAGCAUGACAGGAAUCUUUCCAGAGCAGCCCCUGACAAGAGGUCAAAGCUGCAGAGAAAUGAGAACAGAGAUAUCAGUGAAGUUAUUGCUCUAGGUGUUCCCAACCCUCGAACAUCUAGUGAAGUCCAGUAUGACCAGAGGCUUUUCAACCAGAGCAAGGGUAUGGAUAGUGGCUUUGCUGGAGGAGAAGAUGAAAUUUACAAUGUCUAUGACCAACCCUGGAGAAGUGGUAAAGACAUGGCCCAAAACAUUUACAGACCAAACAAAAAUGUGGAUAAGGACAUGUAUGGUGAUGAUCUAGAGGCUCGAAUAAAGACAAACAGGUUUGUUCCCGAGAAGGAAUUUUCUGGCUCUGACCGUAGACAGAGGGGCAGAGAGGGACCAGUUCAGUUUGAGGAAGAUCCAUUUGGUCUGGAUAAGUUCUUAGAAGAAGCCAAACAGCAUGGAGGUUCCAAGAGGCCGUCUGAUAGCAGCCGCCCUAAGGAACAUGAGCAUGAGGGCAAGAAGAGGAGGAAGGAGUGAGUGGCUUGGCCUCUUUGAGCAGCAAGGAUGGACUGAAACCCUGGACUCCAUGCUAAUAGCACUUUUAAUCUAUCAGCAGGGGUGCACAGUGGGAUGGUUAUGUAAGAAAGCAAUGUACAGGCUACGCACAUGGAUUCUUUGGAGAUAACUACCCAUAGGAAACAGGGGAAGGGGAAAACCAUUUUGAACCAUUAAUAAGGGCGUUAUUUUCGUAGGCAGAACUUUGGCCUCUGCUCUCAUACUCAUGAGAACUCUUUCAGCAUUUCAGGGUAAGAGGGUACUCCUGUUUAGAGCUUUAGUUCUGUCUAGUUAGCUAAACCUUUUUACUUCAUCUGAUGAAAGUACAUCUGGUGUAUAUAGCUAGCCAUUGCUUAUGCUGUAAUGGAAGUAUGGUGGGGGGGGAAACCUUAUGAUUUGGUGUUCCCCUGCUGUGGCUGUAUAGUUUGUGCUGGAAGAGGAACCAGCUAGACUCUGUCAAAUCCUAUACUCAUCCAGAGUUUGUCAAUAAUCUUUUAUUUUAAAUGCAUUACAUACCAGUGUAAUAAAAAACCUCCUUCCAGUGUUAA